Messenger RNA from Priapulus caudatus, 1071 nucleotides. Its product is annotated as TM2 domain-containing protein 2-like. Bases 14 to 625 code for a protein of 203 amino acids. Lineage: Eukaryota; Metazoa; Priapulida; Priapulimorpha; Priapulimorphida; Priapulidae. The record is from RefSeq and is a predicted model, not a curated record. The transcript has 5 exons.
UUGACGCCACAGGAUGGCGCUACGUUACCUCCGCGGUCCGAGAAUUAUGGAGCUUUUGUGUCGGAGCUUGUUAUUGUUUUUAAUUUAUCUGUUUACGCAUCAAAACGCUGUAAUUGCUUCAUUCUUGGCGGAUGAAUGUUUUAAAGAAGCAGAAGCUGACGGUAGCACAUACGACCCGACAUCCCCAUUGGUCCUUUGUUGUAUGCUACCAGAACAGUUCAUGGAUUGUCAAGAUCCAUUGGAUUUAGAUGGGAAUGAAACUGCAAGGGAAGAGCUAGGAUUUGGAUGUACAAAGUGGGGCGGAGAGAAGUAUGAGGACAUGCAAACUACGGCAGUGAAUUGUACAGCAUUACCGGGAAUUGAGUGCUAUGGGAACCGAACCUUCAUGAGAGAAGGUAUACCGUGCAUAAAAUACAAUGGCUACUAUUUCGCAACGACGCUCAUUUAUUCGAUCUUGCUGGGUUUUCUUGGCAUGGACAGAUUCUGUCUUGGCCACACUGGAACUGCAGUAGGGAAACUUCUGACAUUAGGAGGACUUGGAAUUUGGUGGAUAGUUGACAUUGUAUUGUUAAUAACAGGAGGCCUUCUACCAGCGGAUGAUAGCAACUGGCACCCGUACUAUUGAGUCCUCGUUUUUCAAAUCUGUCUUUUGACAUACGCCCACGCACUUGUGUAGUUAACUUUAAAUUUCCAUGACGUCAAUCUAUUGGCUCUUACUUGAAUUUAAAAAAAACCACUUACUAUUGCAGCCGUUUUGCUGUUGCAAAAAAUGAGAUAUCAGUGUGGCAGCAAACCGUUAUGAGAAUUUGUCAUCAAUUUCUGAUAAAUUAGUAGCAAUGACAGUGUAUUAAUACUGUACAGUAUUAAUACCCCCGUGCAUUAAUACUAGAAGUCAUAGAUAGCAAAUAUAUCAAGUAAUCUGUAUUUGCAAGUCUAAAAUUGUGAAAGUGUAAUUAGAUGUGUAAAUAGGAUGAAAACUGUAAAUAUGACGAUGUAAAUUAUUUAAAUACUUUAAUAUGAAGAAGAUUAAUUUAAAUAAAGCCUGUAUAUUAUUUGGUAAAAAUCACUAUA